GCAACGAUUCGGCAAUGAACACCGACAGCAGUGGUAAGGAUAACAUGGCCGUGGAGGACAACGACGAUCUGAAGAUGGACGAUUGUCUGAAAAGAGAAGGAGAUGGCUGCGAAAAAGAUGAGAAAAACUUUGAAAAUGAUGAGCCGCGCCCUUCUUGCUCAGGGAUGCAGCAAAGCUCUAAGCGAUUAGUCGAUGAUCCGGGCGCUGAAACCGCGUCUUUAAAGAAAUGUCGUGGGAUACCUGCUACUAGAUUCGAUGUGGUCAUGGAGAAACACCUAACCUACGAAUCCAGCGAAAAGCUAAAGCCAUCUAGCAACGGUACGAUGUGCUAUUUUCAGUUUCUGAUAGAUGACCAACCAAGCGAACGCGUAAUUUUGAAGGUCGACGAUCAACUUGCACCCAUUAUGGCUUCAAAAUUCCGGGAGUUUUGUACUGGUAAUAUACCUCCCGGAUACCUAGGCUCAUUAGUAUUUCCGCAACACAUAGGCCUCAAUGGAUUGCCGGCCUCUAAUAGCAUUCCUUCUGUGAGGGGAGGGCAAAUCCUCGAUCAUGAAAAUCUUCUGUUCAUUGCUGAUGUCUCGAGACUACCGCCCAAACUUGGCUCUGUUUUUUUCACCGUCAAAGAAGACAACGUUUGGGGAACACUUGUUUCGCCCGAUUUCCAAAUCCUCUUAGGAGAGCCGAUCUCGGAUACGAAGACGACGAGCACAGUUUUUGGCCACGUAGUCGUUGGCCUUAACGUUUUAAACAGGAUUAGCAAGAUCCGUCAGGUCAACGAAAGUAAUUUUGCAAACGUAAUAGACUGCGGUGUUAUUUAAUUAAAUUUAUUUUCCGUUUAUGCUUAACUUCUGU
This is a messenger RNA of Daphnia carinata, 852 nucleotides long. RefSeq lists its product as uncharacterized. NCBI's taxonomy places the organism in Eukaryota, Metazoa, Arthropoda, Branchiopoda, Diplostraca, Daphniidae. Bases 15 to 818 code for a protein of 267 amino acids. The transcript is spliced from 4 exons. The record is from RefSeq and is a predicted model, not a curated record.